This is a messenger RNA of Bathycoccus prasinos, 3204 nucleotides long. RefSeq lists its product with no specific name. The transcript is spliced from 2 exons. NCBI's taxonomy places the organism in Eukaryota, Viridiplantae, Chlorophyta, Mamiellophyceae, Mamiellales, Bathycoccaceae. The record is from RefSeq and is a predicted model, not a curated record. The coding region runs from base 1 to 3204 and encodes 1067 amino acids.
AUGAGCAGCAGUAGUUCUCCGCAAAAACGAGAGAAACAGAGAGAGAUUCAACAAAAGGAGGAAAAACAACGCGCAAAGAUGAAACUGUUGGCGAAAGAGUUGGAGGAAAAAAAGAGACGAAAAGAAGAAGACAAAGAAAGCGCGGCACCUUCUUCUGGAACACAAAAACGAAAGGAGGAAGAAGAAGUAAAGGAGGAGGAGGAAAUGACGACGACGAAUACGCGAGAACGAAAAGAACGAGAACAACCUUUUGUCGAAGAAGAAAAGGAGGAGGAGUUUACGAGCGCGAUGAUGGAACGAGAUUUAUCACGACGAGCAGGAUCGAACGAUGAUACGAAAGAAGAUCCCGACGACGACGAGGAUGAAGCAGGAAAGGUCAAGGAAGCGCUUCCGGGGUCGCUUCCGUCGUCCGCGGAGGAAACGGAGGACGAUACGACCACCGCAGAGACGCCGGACACGAAAGAAGACGAAAUGAAGGAAGAGAUGAUGGAACAGGAAGUGGCGGAAGCGCAAGAGUCGGACGCUUUGUCGAUGGGUGAUUUAGGUACCGACUCUUCUGGUGGCGAAACCGAUGAUGACGUUUCGAAAGAAGAAGAAGAAGAAGAAGAAUUGACGGAAACGCCAAACGGGGGCGAAAGGCCGACCACGUCUCCGGAAGAAGAACAAGGUAUCAACGACAGCAUCAUCACUUCCGGAGAAGAAGGAGACAAUUUGGAUGAAUCUGCGGUCGCUGUAGAGGAAAAAUCGACGGUGGAUCCAGUCGCGGAACCAGAAUUGGGUGACGCGAAGAAGGAGGAGGAGGAGGAAAUAACCUCCGCCGAAGAAGGAGAAAGAAUAGGUGAAAAAGCGGAUGAAAAAGCGGACGAGCAACUCUCUAAAUACGAAACGUUAAUGAAGGAGGAGGAGGAAGUAGCGAAGAUGGCAGAGGAGGAGGAGAAAAGAAGUGUGCAAGCUCAGCAGCAAACGGAAGAGGGAUCAGUAGCGGCAGAAGAAGAAAAAGAAGCGCCGGGAGAGAUUGAAGAGUUACCCGCGGUGAACGAAGAGAAGAAGGAAGAGGACGCGUCUCCGCAAGAACCGGACAAAGUCGUGCUCGACGGAAAAUCCGACACCCACGAUCCACUUUUCAAAGGCGACGGGAAAGAAGAGGAGCGAUAUAAAGAAGACGCUCCGAUGCAAGAAGCUGACGCGCUUUCCAUGGAUUUUACUGAUGACGAUGCAACUGCUACCGACAAAGUGGAGGAGGAGCAGAAGAAAGAAGAAGAAGAAGAAAAAGUCACUGUUGAGGAGACUCCCGCCCCUGUCCCAACGGAUGAAGUAAUACCGAUCGAAGGAGAGGAGGAGAAGGUUGAGCAAGAGGAAGCACCGACGAAAAAAGAACAAGAACAAGAAAAGGACUGGGAUAAAUCGCAAGGCGUAUACGAGGCAAUUUUAGAAGCUGACAAAAACGAGGAAACGGUUGCGAACGCCAUCGCGAGCGCCGCCAAAGGUGGUGACAGGAACAACACGGACGGAAAUAACACAACUUCUUUAACAACAACAACAAAAGUUCUUGGUGGUAUUCCAAAGUCGCUCGGCGUCGUGUCCGCGUCACCACUCACGAACCCGACGUUAUCUUUCGCGGCGUUUCGCUUUUCCAAAAGAUUAGGAUACGCGUUUGCGCGUCCAGGUAAAUGCAUUUGCGCGGGUUCGUGCGAGUGCGCCGGCGCGUGCGGAAGUAGCAUGGACUCGUUGAAAAAGCAAAGCACGGCUUUGAAAGAAGCAGGCGUCGAUGCCGGUGUCUCUGUCAUUUCAGACGCGUCUUUGGUGUAUAACAAAGACUUGAACUUGGAGAGAUGGAUUGGAGAAGUCGCCGACCCGGCGGUGUAUGGAUUGGAGCGUUUAUACGCAGCUGUUGAAUAUUACGUAUCGACGGAUGUAGAUGUCGAGGACGCGACGAUUUAUUCAAUCAUGAAUAAGUCGCCGUAUCCAGAACUCGCGAAGUGCGACGUCUUCGAUGCCAUGUUUUCGCAACUUCGAGAGGACAGAAAGAACGGCAAAGCGGUGAAAGUAAACGUGGACGCGAAGGACGAAGCGAAACUCGCCGUGUUGACUGCGUGUGAUGGAUUCGUGAACAACCCUCAAGCGACAAAGUUUGGUGGCGGUACGUCUGCGAAAGAGAUUGCGGAAAGGUUCGAUGCAAUCAUCCCGGCGGAUUCGGGAUUAGACGGAUUGAUUUCUCUCACGUUUAUGAGCGGUUUCGCAAUCUCGGAUUUGGCGUACGGCGCGAACGACGAAGGUUCCAAACAAAAUAAAAUGAGGAAAGAAAUGGGCAUCUCGGUCGAUUUAGCCACCGAACCAGACGCGGUACUGAAAAGACUUCGCGACACGAACAAAGUGGACGAAGAAUUGUAUAAACAAUCCACGACGUGGUUAGAUGGUGUCAAGGAGGCGCAUCGCAAAGCGUUCAACGCGCACAAGGCGAUUGUUGAAGUAUGGAUCGAAGAAAGCGAUCAAUACUGCGAGUCAUCUACUGGUAGUAGUAGAACGUGUACGCAAGACGGAUCUUCUUCUUCGACGACGACGGAUCAGUUUGCGGAAUUGUUGGGCUCGUUCCCUGAAGCGUGUAAAGCGUCCGAUCCGAAAACGCGCAGUUGCGUGGACGACUGGUGGGAGUGCGAAGGACCGGGGAGCGAGGGGAGCGCUUUUGCUGGCCAAUUUUCCAAGGCAUCUGCGGCGGCUACUACCACUUUAGACGCUACCGGUGGUGAAGGAGGCAGUCCGAGCAGUGGCCAAGGCAGAGCUUCUGCGGUGGAAGCGCUUUCAAACUUCAAGUAUAAAGUCAUGUACGAUCGUGAACAUCCUUUGAAUAAAGCGGCGCAAUUUGGCGCGCACCACUCGAAGAAAUUCGCCCGAGGAACAAUGAAUGCCGUAAACGUCGGCGCGGGACACGCGGUGGCAAACUUUAAGAAAAUACCAACCGGUGUACACGCCGGGGUUGCAAUUAUUUUCCUAUUCUCCUUGUUCGGAUAUUACACGUACGUGCAAUACAAAUCUUUACAGCCGGUGAGUUCGUUGGAGUUGAACACGUCCUCGGUGAAAGUGUUGAAAUCCUUCGAGAACAAGGAGAAAGCUUUGAGAGGUAUUUCCAACGUCCCCGCGGAUGGAAAGAGGCACGGCGGGAAGAGGAAGUUCGAGAGUUAUCGGCGGGACACGACGCUCGAAUAG